Messenger RNA from Oryzias melastigma (Indian medaka), 3251 nucleotides. It is a transcript of the gene foxj1a, whose product is annotated as forkhead box J1a. NCBI's taxonomy places the organism in Eukaryota, Metazoa, Chordata, Actinopteri, Beloniformes, Adrianichthyidae. Gene Ontology annotation, molecular function: DNA-binding transcription factor activity; sequence-specific DNA binding. The record is from RefSeq and is a predicted model, not a curated record. Gene Ontology annotation, biological process: regulation of DNA-templated transcription. The coding region runs from base 253 to 1605 and encodes 450 amino acids. The transcript has 3 exons.
AGGAGCUUGAAGCUGUUUACGCGGGGAGGGAGGGGGGGCGCCGUUUCUAUGGUUUCCGGACAAACCUCCUGGACCAGGUAUUAAACUGCUGACACCCGCGCGCAGAGGAGCGCAAGCAGCGCAGGAGCGCACGGAUCACGGCUUUGUCGGUCGGGCGCGCGGCGCGCACACUCAGGAUCAGCCGGUUUGGAGUUUAAAGUUGGUUUUUUUUGCGAGAAAAACAGCAGAUAGGAGGAGGUGGAGGAGCGCGCCAUGCUGUCUCUGAGCUGCGCAGACCCCUGGCCCGAGGGCUCGGUGGUGCUGGAGGAGGAGGUGGUGACCGCCGCGGCGCAGGCGGAGGAGCGGGACGCCUGCAUCAGCAGCAGCUGCGGCUCCGACAACCUGGACGACAGCCUGACCAGCCUGCAGUGGCUGCAGGACUUCUCCAUCCUCGGUGCCAACGUGCCUCAGCACGCGCACCAGCAGCCGCACCUCUUCGGGCAGCAGCUGGGGGCGGACGCGCCGGCCUCCCCCUUGGCCGGAGACCCCGCGUCCAUGGGGAUGCCCCUGACCCCGGGGAAGCCCACAGCCGCGGCCUACAGCCGGAUGCAGCCGCUGACCGGCGUCGUGACGCACGGACUGUGCCCGGACGCGGAUUACAGGACGGACGCGCGCGUCAAGCCCCCCUUCUCCUACGCCACGCUCAUCUGCAUGGCGAUGCAGGCCAGCAAGAAGAGCAAGAUCACGCUGUCCUGCAUCUACAAGUGGAUCACAGACAACUUCUGCUACUACCGCCACGCGGACCCCACCUGGCAGAACUCCAUCCGGCACAACCUGUCGCUGAACAAGUGCUUCAUCAAAGUCCCGCGGCAGAAGGACGAGCCAGGCAAAGGGGGCUUCUGGAAGAUCGACCCUCAGUACGCCGAGCGCCUCCUCAGUGGCUCCUACAAGAAGAGGCGGAUGCCCCCGGUCCAGAUCAACCCCGCCCUGCAGAGCCGACUCCACAUCAACCUGCAGCCGGGCUCCAGAACCGCCUGCACCCUCAGGGACGGCCUGGACGUCAGCCCACAGGCCCAGGGCCUCAAGGAGGAGCUGGAGGAGGUGACCAUCGCUGACCAGAGCUGGAACCCCCGUCUGGCUGAGGGGACGAUGCUGGGGGCCUGGCCGGUGGUGAGAGGAAGAGGGGGGCAGAAGAGGAAGCAGUUCGGAUCCAGAGGCGCUGCCAAAGUCCCCCGGUGCUCCAGUUCCCCCCUGCUGUGCAGCGAGGAGCAGAAGGAGGUGGGACCCCUGAAGGGCGACUUCGACUGGGACGCCCUGCUGGACUCGGCGCUCAGCGGCGAGCUCAGCCUGGAUGAAGAGGGGCCUCUGAGCCCCAUCCUGACAGGGAGGGGGGGCCAGGUUUCCGGUGGCGAGGCCCCUGAGGGGACGACGGCCAGUCCGAGGAGGAACGGGUCUGACUUUGAUGAGGAGACCUUCCUCGCCACCGCUUUCCUGGAGACUCCCUGGCCAGGAGAGGAAGAGGAGGAGCAAAGUCAGGGCGACUUCCUGUGCAACUCCAACCUGGAUCAGCUGUUUGACCUGGGAGACUCUUUACAUCCCGGCGGGCAGAUGGACCCCCUCCUCUGAGGCAGCUCCAGCCCUCAUCAGAUCUACAGGGAAUAUUUUUUAAUCAGACUCGACUCUGGUUCUCCUGGAAAAGUGUUUCAGUUUCGAUGAAUCCUCAUGAGAAAAAAGACGCCACGACCAGACGCUGACGCGAAACUGUGAAAUCAAACCUGAAACCAGCCUGGACACACCAGAAACAGGAAAUUAUGGAGAUAAUCUCUGAGAUUACGAGUCCAGACCCAGUUCUCCUCUUCAUCCCAGCCAGCAAAGCCAAGUGGACCCAAACGGUUUGGUAGAAAAUGUCGAUCUCCAUUAGGUUUCUGUCGUGGUUCCACCUGAGUUUGACCUCGUUGACUCAAGUGGGGAUUCAGUGGGUUAGCUUGCUACGCUAACCAGCUGCCCAGUGGACAGCGUAGCAUGCUGGUGAGCUCUGCUGUAACAAGCUAGCAAUCUCCUCUGUUUCGAGGUAGUAAGGACGCUAGCAUGUUACACUGUAUUGAGCUAGCAAGCUCUGCUGUAACAAACUAGCAUGCUCUGCUAUUUUGAGCUAGUGAGCUCUGCUGUAGCAUGCUAGCAAACCCCUCUGUAGAAAGUUAGCCAGCUCCUCUGUAGCAAGUUAGCCAGCUCCACUGUAGCAUGCUAGUGAGCUCCUGUGUAUUGAGCUAGCGAGCUCUAUUGUAACUUGGUAAAGAACUCCUCUGUAGUGAGCUAGCGAGCUCCGGUGUGCCAUGCUCUGUCCACCAAGUGGCUGGCUAGCAUAGCGAGCUAACAUACUGAGUGUCCACCUAAGUCAAUGUGUGCAAACACUGAUGGUUCCACAUCUUUUAAACCAUAUAGGUCCAUUCUUGCUGGCUGGGAUGUUUUCACUUCAAAUACGAUCAUCAGUUCAUCGUCUGCGUAGAGUUUUAGUUCUGUCUCUUUAAGAACCCCCCUCCCUCUAAGCCCCUCUCUCCUGAUUGGUCAGCGUCCAGUACUCGAAGGAUGUUGGACAAUUCCACUUGAAUCCAAAGUUUUGAACCGACCACAUCCGGAUUGACAAGAAUCUGUGGACCUGAGAGAUCCGUGCUCCUCCCCUUUUCCUGUUCUGGUGUGAUCAGGCCUUCAACACGUUUACAUGUUUCACAAAUUCUCAGAAGAAGACUCGUCUGAAGACAUGAAGCCGAGUCGGUCUUCCUCUGCUCACAGGUCCUCGCCGUCACUGCGGCGUUCCGCUCAGAAGACGAGACGUUUGCCAAAAGCCCCUCUGGAGUGUUUCUGUCCAUCUCUGCAUUUUUAUAUCCACCCUUUUCUGAUUUUUUCCAUCCUGCUGUUUGUUUGGAAACGUUGGUCUCACUUUCUAGCUGAUAGAAUUCAAAGUUGUUGGUUCGGAUGUGAAGCAGCUGGAGGCGAAACUCUCUUGUAGAAACGCGGCUCGUCAAUGAAUACCUGACCUUCCAUGUGCCAAGAGCAGCGGCGGGACACGGCGGCAGAUUUGAGGUUUCACGGCUGGGAGCGCCGCGGACCUUCAGACGGAAGUUCAGCCGUCAAACCUUUUUCAGGCGUUUAAAGCUGCAGGACUUUGUGUUUGUGACAACGUCACACCAUGGAAGCAGAUGUUCACGUUAGACGCUGUUUUCUCCACUUUACUUUUCAAAUAAAAGAGUUUUCUUCUGCUUUAGUCAAACUGA